CUCCAAGGGCUGUUCUGGCAACUGAGCUUUCAGAUCACAUUUUGUUGAAAAUAAUCAUAUGUCAGAGAUGUUUACUGUAAUUACCAAUGCCUGGGAAACUUUGUGCUCUUAUUCAGGUUGGCUCUACACAGAAGGGGAGACCAAGACCUCCCAGAUGUACCUGGCUCUGGGAGACAGCACAUUUGGCCAGUUCUCCUGCCCAAUCACCUGCAGAGUGGUGGAGGAGGAAGACAGCGGACAGGAGAACUCACCAGGGCUGCUGACUCAGGACUUUGAGUGGGACCUGUCCCCAGGUCUGGGGGAGAGUACCAGGAGGCUGAGGCUCAUCCUGGUGGGCAAAACCGGAAGUGGGAAAAGUGCCACCGGAAACAGCAUCUUGGGCAGGAGAGUCUUUGAGUCUAAACUCAGCUCGAGGCCGGUGACUGAGGACUUUCAGAAGGGGAGACGCAGGUGGGCCGGGAUGGAACUGGAGGUGAUGGACACCCCUGACAUCCUGUGCUGCAGAGACCCCUGGGAAAGGAUGGCUCAGAGCAUCUGUGAGGCCAUGGCCUUGUCCUCCCCGGGACCUCACGUGGUGCUGCUGGUCACUCAGCUGGGCCGCUUCACAGAUGAGGACAGGGCGGUGGCCAGGCGCCUGCAGGAGAUCUUUGGCCCGGGCAUCCUGGCCCACACCAUCCUGGUGUUCACCCGCAAGGAGGACCUGGGUUCAGGUUCCCUGAAGGAGUAUGUGCUAGGCACAGACAACCAGGACCUGGCCCAGCUGGACGUGUUGUUGGAGAGGCGUCACUGUGGCUUCAACAACAGGGCACGUGGGGCUGAGCAGGAGGCCCAGCUGCAGGAGCUGAUGGAGCAGGUGCGGGGGAUCCUCUGGGAAAAUGAAGGCCACUGUUACAACAACUCGGUAUACCAGUACUCCCAGGAGAGCAUUCUGCUGCAGGAGGAGCCUGGGAGGCAGAUGGUCCAGGUCUUGGACUCUGAGAAGAAGCUGUGUGAGCAGUCCUGGCCCAGGGACCUGUGCAGAAUCCAGAAGGAGUCGGAGGACGAGCACAGACGUCUCCUCAGGAGAGUUCGUCUUUGAGAACAUGCUGUACUCCAAGGAGAGAGAACGGCUCUCUGCUACUCUUCUUAGCCUAAGUCAAGCUUCUAGCCUAGGACCCGCUCUUCAUCUCCCGGGCCACUGAGCAUCCCAGCGUAGAGGGCACAGUAUCUGUGACGUGACCAGAGUACUGUAGGUUCUAGACUUUCCAGUUCGUAUCCCAGGUCCUUCUCCACGUCUUCUAGAACAUGGGGAUUUGCUCUCCUGCAGAAUCUCACAUUUGGUUGACAUUGCAUCCUUGAGUUCUUUGCCUUUUAUAAGCAAAGUUUU
Molecule: messenger RNA, 1366 nt
Organism: Erinaceus europaeus (western European hedgehog)
Lineage: Eukaryota; Metazoa; Chordata; Mammalia; Eulipotyphla; Erinaceidae
Gene: GIMAP6
Product: GTPase, IMAP family member 6
Exons: 3
Coding region: 59-1078 (339 amino acids)
Cellular component (GO): cytosol
Molecular function (GO): GTP binding
Source: RefSeq, a predicted model, not a curated record